This is a messenger RNA of Pyricularia pennisetigena, 4263 nucleotides long. RefSeq lists its product as uncharacterized. The transcript is spliced from 3 exons. NCBI's taxonomy places the organism in Eukaryota, Fungi, Ascomycota, Sordariomycetes, Magnaporthales, Pyriculariaceae. Bases 1 to 4263 code for a protein of 1420 amino acids. The record is from RefSeq and is a predicted model, not a curated record.
AUGACAUCCGAUUAUUUAAGCGAUUACCAGGAGAUUCUUCGGAAUCGUCCUUUACCACCGCCACCAUCUCAAACAGACGACCAUGUCCGGCAAAUUGAGGUGCUGCGUACGGUGCUCGAAUCCAAAUAUCAGGCUGCUGCUAAGGAAGAAUGGGCUCUGUAUCAAGCAGACAAGCAGAGUCUGGAGGCUGAGAGGGCUGAGAGGCAGAGGCUGUUCGAUGCCGCCCUUGAUGGAGUGACGCAUGAUGCCGCCUGGCAGGAAACCAUACUGUCCUUCCAGAAAAGCUUGGUCCGAUAUUACGAGCAGAGGAAAUUGAUUUUGUUUGAUAAAUACAAGAAAAUCGAGCAACAGCGCGCGGCCAGGCGCAAAACUGAGGAGCAAGCCUUGAAUAAUGAGAUAUAUGAGAGGAUAACUUCUAAACGUCGCCAGUCGAUGACUACGGCGCAGAAUCAGGAGAAAACGCAGCCACUCUCAAUUCCGCGCGCCGUUGCCCCGAGGACUCCGGCGGAAACACCCCCGCCUCUAAACUCGUCUUCCCCAACUUUGGGCCGGCGACAGUCUACAUCUGACGCAUCCUCCAAUCCCCCUGAGAGCACAUCCUUUGUCCCAUUGACAGAGCCACAUCAUUCUGAUGUUCCUCCACCUCCACCAGCUGGUCAGUCAGAUGGUCCCAAGCUAGCCAUGACAACCUCCCAAAAGGUUUCCGAGUCAGUCGUUCUACCUCCCGUAGGAAAUUUCGCCACUCUCCAAGUCUCGCAUAACAAGGCGUUGGAACCCAUCUCGCCCGUCGACACAGACGAUUUAAUAGAUCAUGAUGCUUCCUCGCAAGCGAAGCUUUUGCCCAAACGUGCUCGCAAGGAUGAUAUGUCGCCCUCCAAUACCAAGCGUGCCCGGACGGGAGCGGACCAUAUUUCACAGGAAUCAUACAGCAUCGAUGCAAAAGCGGAUGCCGCUGAUCAGACUCCGGUGGCGAAGGUGGUUCACAACCCCAAGGGGAGCACCACCCUUGGCACUAUUGUACCAGACAUUGCACAGGACCUGAAAACCGAGCAAGAUUCUUUCGUGCAGACUUCAAGGACAAUCACAAUGGAAGAAAUAAGGAGCGACAAAUCCUAUGGCAAGCAAAGGUACCACUACAUUAUUCAAGAGGACGGCAACUUUUGGAUAGCAAAGUGCACUGAACAUGGCGUCCAUUUCGGGAAAAACGUCAAGCAAGGGGCAGCAAAGCAUCUCAACGGGAAGGCUCAUGGGUUGAGCAGAAAACGCGAUCAAAUACUUCAUAUGCUCGGCUAUCGGAUCACCGAUUGUACCGAGAAACUGGCCAAGGAGAACAAUGAGAAGUUCGAGGCUAAGUUGAAGAACGGCUACAAACCGCUAAAUCUGACUCAACGCGGGAAACAAAAUCAUGUCGAUUUCGAAGACAUGGUUUCAUCGCCAAAAAUGGCACAUCAACUUCCAGAGCCCAAGAAAGGUUUGCAGCCAUCAUCCGUAUCGGGAACGCGGCCUGUCGCGGGCGACCUGUGGGUCGGCUAUUUCGAGAGGGAACAAGUUCACUAUGGUGUGCGGAUCCUACCGCUGGUUGCCAACAGCAGCGAUCCAGGGCUGCUGCCGGUUGGCAGAACAAAACUUUUCACAGAUGCCACCCUGCCGUCAUGCUACAUCUCAAGCGGUCCAGACGAUAUUCGAUGGGCACCGGGCUAUGAGGACGGCGGACCUCGGGUCAAGGAACGCCAGUACCCCGUUUUGGUGUUUGAUGGCGAUGAAACUUACGACUGGAUCUCUUUAGCAAACCUGACGCCGUUCGAUCUUGAGAGGAAAGAUAAAAAGGUAUCCCGAUGGAGGAGGGCGCGGGAUGAGUACGCCAGGCUGCGUGGGUACAAGGAUUACUCGCACAUGCAGACGGACUUUGGCCGAACGAGAACAAACAGACGUCUAUCUGAAUAUCCGGUUCCGGGUAAAAUGUAUGCAACACAGUACAACGAAAAUGGGGUUUUUGGAGUCAUGGUUUUGCCAUGGCUCCCUGAGCUUGCCGAGGAGUGCCCCAAGACAGGCAGAGACCUUAUGGAUCGGCUUUUGAAGGUCGACAGGGAUGGAUGUAUCCCGACUUGUUAUUUGACCACCCCCGAGUCGGAAAUUAGCGGCUGGGCCUGUGAUUACAGAGACGGCGAAAUAUCUGUCCCUGAUCGCUCCUACCCCGUACUAUGGUUCGAUUCGGAAAUGAACGUCGGCUGGGUGUCGGGUUCUGCUCUUCUUGGCUUCGACUUUGAGAACGACCACUGUGGUCAGGACAAGAUACAAAAGUUCAACCAGGCUAGGAUGGAAUACGCCAAGAUCUUUGGCUACAGGAACUACGCCGACAUGAAGGCCAAGGCAGGCGUUCCUGAGACCAUGUCACGACCAAUAUCCGCGGGUAUAAUCUUGGACUCCGACUCUGAGUCUGGGGACUCUGAUUCGGAGCCCGACACCGAGGAUUUAGACAAGAGUACCAUGGAAGGUCAGGUUGCUGAAGGCGUGGAGGAAAUUGAUCUGGACGUGGAUGCGGACGAUCAAACCACUGGCUCUGGUACUAGUGAUGACGACGACAUGCUGAUGGACCUGGAUCUCGACAAACACCAACCUGCCUCUAUUGAGAAGGUCUCAGAGCCGGGAGUCACGGCCGCUACCGAUAGCGGCCAAGCGAUGAAGACGCGACAAACCUCACCCGCUACUGGCGCUACUACACUGUCGGUCGCUUCAAAUUUGCAGCCGAAGACAAAGGGUGCGUACGCAGCGACAACGAAGGGGGUACCAGCGGUGCCAGCGGAGGCAACUUCACAAUCCGUCCCUGUGCGCUCUGUAGCCGACUCGCGCGCUCAAAGCAUGGACGGCCUCAGCUCUACAGGCCGCCCAGCAUCAGCACAGCACAAAUCAAUACAGAAACAACCCCAGCGCGCCACCAGCGUACCUUCUGUUGCUCCUGGGGACCAUCUAGAAGUUGAUAGAGCCAAGGACUUGGAGAAAAUGAGACGUGCGCGUCUGAAGUUGAAGAAGACUCCUCCUUGCAUCGGUCCGCGGCCAAAUGCGAGCUGGGUCAUCGUUCCCCAAGUUGAUCACGUUGACAAGCCCGCAAAAUCACAAAAAGCUGUAUCAAAUAUGCCUCCUUUGGCCCGUCACUCGCCACAUCCGCCUACCGCGGCUCCAGAGGCGGUUCAGUUGGCCCAAGUUCCUGCGGUUACCCAGCCGCAUACGCCAGUCCAAGCAUCGGGGAUAACAACUCACAAACCGCAAACUACAGGUUCGCAGUCUGGCAGCAGUGGAACAAUGUCGGUGAUCAAUGCGCCUCCCAUCGCAUCGACAACGUCUUCCAAAACAACAACAUCACCCCAGGCCUUGGCAUUGAGGAUGAACCCUAAUCUUGCACCUGCACGUGUACGGGAGGUUACGCAACCUAGCGAUAGCAUGAUAACUAGCCAGCCGUCGCAAACUUUGAUGCAGUCAGUUGUGACAAUCGUCAAACCUCCGGAAUCUGCUGGGCUUCCUCCAAAACCUGCAAAUCGCCAGGCUGCUGCCCAACCUAAAGCGGCUGGACCUAAAGUUCGAACGAUCGAUGUGGGAGCCCGUAUGCCCAUUGCCCCGAUGAGCAUCAUGGAUCUACGUGAGCCUGAGGCCCAAAAUGAUGUUUCGGCCCCAGCUGGCGAAGGACGAGGGCAAAGCCGAGAGUUGGGUGUCUUACAACAAUCUUCAACUCCUGUAUCGUUCUUAAUGCAAACGGCUAGGAACGCGCUCAAGGUCGGCAAGCCCGCUGCGGCCCACGAGCCAGGCAGCAUGGCUAACAGCAGGCCAACAAAUGCCACAUUAACCUCCUCAGCCACCCCCAGCUUGUCCGCGCUCAGGAAAGAGCUCGACAGCGAACCCUUGAUGCUGUGCGCAUACUCAUCGGCGGCCACCGAGGCUCAGCUCGCCGAGAACCAGCAGACUUUUGCAGCAGAGUCGUUGUUGGUUGCCAUCGACCACAGUUGUGAUGUGGUCAAAUCUGUCUCGGGCUCGCCGAUCCACAUCCUUGUUAGGCCCAGAGAGGUCAAACGCUUUGUCAUGGAGCGGUUUGAUGAUGGCACGGGUAGAGCGACUCUCUUUAUGGGAGACGACGAGCCGGUGCAGCGGCUUCAUUUUGCUAACAUGCCUGGCGAGAAUAACAAGAAACCUCACCCGGGUUGGCGCAGCUGCAGUUUUCUGCGGGGAUAUGUGGAAGGUUUUGACACAGGUGUAAUCGUCGAGCGUAUUUAG